Arachis ipaensis is the source of this 1647-nucleotide messenger RNA. RefSeq lists its product as uncharacterized. The record is from RefSeq and is a predicted model, not a curated record. NCBI's taxonomy places the organism in Eukaryota, Viridiplantae, Streptophyta, Magnoliopsida, Fabales, Fabaceae.
ACACGUUUGUAGUUGUUCAACCCAACGGAUAUAUAAAAGACACUGUAGGUGGUGCAACCUUUCAAAGUUGGAAUCCUUUUUUGAUGAAUGUUGAUACUGAUCAUCAAGAGUCUCUACUUGAGUUGAAGAAUCUGAUAUUGGCGAACAUGGGUGAACUUGGAAGAAAGAAGAUAUCUCAUAUGGCAUAUAAGUUGCAUGGUAUAAUAGUCCCCCAAUUAUCUGACAGUUAGGUUAUUUGGCUCACCUCUGACCAAGACAUUCACUUGAUGUUUGAUUUCCAUGUCUCAAGUCGUGAGCUAUGAGGUAUAGAGUUGUACAUUAAAGUUGAAGACAUGAUUAGUUCAGCCAGUUCGAAAGCCAAUCCGCAAGUUGUUCAAUCGGACAAUAUUGGUAUUUGGUAGAGGACCAAAGAGAGUACAAUCACCAGUAACAUCCCCAAGUUUUGCGUUCCCCAACCGUGUUGAAAAUGUGAAAGUUGAUGGAAAAAGAACCAAUGUUUGUGCAAGUCCAGCUAACAUGGCAUCAAGAGGUGUUGCAGUGGACAAACUCUGCCUUCCACCCAAGACUGGGAAUAUUGCAGGUGCCUGCGGUGUCUUUCCACCUCCAACUUCAAAGAAAUCUUCAUUUGUGGACAUGGGUGCUGAUCUAGGACUUUCACCUCCGAAAAAAAUGCAAAAAAUGAUGGAUGGCAAAGGGAAGCCAGUUGAAAAUGGUGUGCUGAUCCCCGACAUUGAGGAGUCCAAUGUGUACUCCAAACCCUUUCAAGCCCAAGAUAUGUGCCGCAACUUGGAGCCACCUAUCACCUCCAAAUCUCAGAUGGUGCUAGAAGGCCGAGUUAAGGAAUUAGAGAUCCGCCUUGAGUCAAAGGAAAACGAGAGAGCUGCCUUAGAGGAAUUGAAUGUUACUUUAACCGCCAAGAUUAGUAAUCUGAAAAACAAGCUGAAGGAGGCUGAUAAGGAGAAGGCUCAGUUAAGGAAGGAGAAAACAACAUCAAAGCCUCAAAGGGGAUAAUUGAGCCGUUGGAGGCAGAGGUCAAACAUCUGAGAUGUUCCAUCCUUGAAGCAAAGGAGAGAGCACACAGGAACAUCAUGGAGCAAGUGUGUCUUCUGGGUAUUGACUUUUUGCUUGUUCACCCUAAUAAUCGAGUUGUCAAUGGAGAGAUUGCAUGAUACAAGCCCAUUAAUUUCUCUGCCCAGCUAACGGUUUCUCUGGCCCAAUUGCUUUCUCAUCGCUUUCAGCUUCUUGUAUUGGGCUGGAAGUAGCAGCUGUUGUUAAUGGGCUUGUAUCAUUGUAAAUCCUAAGAAGGAUAGUGUACCACAAGUUACCUAUGCUAUGGAAUUUGGAUGCAAACGUCCAACACAUCCAAUGUUGCGUCGAUGAAGCAAAGGAGAUAUCACAUGGUAACAUCAUGGAACAAGAAUGGUAGUGAACCCCAAGUUUGUUUUGUUGGCAAGCACUCAGGUGCAACGCUGAUUGCAUAGGCAAACUGCAAACACUUCACGCUACAAUAGGAUAAUUUCGUUGAUUAUGUAUUAGCUUUAUUUUUGAAAUUUUAAAUAUGACACUCACUGCAAGGUGUAAAAUUAAAGUGACUUGUAUGAGUAGAUGCAUGAGGCCAUGCAUCAAUUCUGUUGGAAUGCAAUUUUA